Molecule: messenger RNA, 933 nt
Organism: Sorex fumeus (smoky shrew)
Lineage: Eukaryota; Metazoa; Chordata; Mammalia; Eulipotyphla; Soricidae
Product: olfactory receptor 7A10-like
Exons: 1
Coding region: 94-933 (279 amino acids)
Biological process (GO): G protein-coupled receptor signaling pathway
Cellular component (GO): membrane
Molecular function (GO): olfactory receptor activity; G protein-coupled receptor activity
Source: RefSeq, a predicted model, not a curated record
CGAGAAAAUGACUCACAAGUUUUGGAAUUUCUUCUUCGUGGGUUUUCAGACGAACCAGAACUGCAGCCCCUCAUAUUUGCGAUUUUCCUGUCCAUGUACCUAAUCACUGUCUUUGGGAACCUGCUCCUCAUCCUGGCUGUGAUCUCAGACCCCCACCUCCACACGCCCAUGUACUUCUUCCUCUGUAACCUGUCGUUCGUGGACAUCUGUUACACCUCCACCACUGUGCCCAAGAUGCUGGUGAAUAUACAGACACACAACAAAGCCAUCACCUAUGAAGGCUGCAUCACACAGUUGUAUUUCUUCAUAGUCUUUGUAACAUUGGACAUCUUACUCCUGACCGUGAUGGCCUAUGACCGUUUCGUGGCCAUUUGCCAUCCCCUGCACUAUGUAGUUAUCAUGAACCCUCAGGUUUGUGGACUCCUGGUUCUAGGAUCAUGGGUUCCAAGCAAUCUGAUAUCACUGUUGCAAAGCUUAAUGAUACUGCGACUGUCCUUCUGCACAGAUUUGGAAAUCCCCAGCUUCUUCUGUGAACUCAAACAGAUAGUCCCACUUGCCUGCUCUGAUACAUUUCUGAAUGACUUGUUCAUAUAUUUUGGUGCUGUUUUGGUGGGCAUUUGUCCUCUCACUGGAAUCCUAUACUCUUACUCUAAGAUCAUUUCCUCCUUACGUGGAAUCUCUUCAGCCCAAGGGAAGUAUAAAGCAUUUUCCACCUGUGUGUCUCAUCUCUCCGUGGUCUCUUUAUUUUACUGUACAAGCCUUGGCGUAUACCUGAGCUCUGCCAGUCCACACAACUCAUAUUCUAGUGCCUUCGCCUCGGUGAUGUACACGGUGGUCACCCCCAUGCUAAACCCCUUCAUCUACAGUCUCCGGAACAAAGACUUAAAGAGAACUUUGGAAGCAUUCUUUACGAGGGGACCUACAAAAGGUUGA